AUGCCCGAUUCUCAGAGCGAGAACAAGCAGGCGCGUGCCCCUUACGAGGUCCGCACGCCGAGGUUCUCGAACUUCCCCACUAUGGAGCCAUUCGAUCGCUAUACCUACCGGGGCAUGGCCGCGUACAAGAGGAUGUUGGAGACCAAGAAGCAAAAGCUGGAGCAGUCCCUCUUCAGCCCCGCAGCCCGGAGCCAUCCAACUUAA
Messenger RNA from Sordaria macrospora k-hell, 204 nucleotides. RefSeq lists its product as uncharacterized. Lineage: Eukaryota; Fungi; Ascomycota; Sordariomycetes; Sordariales; Sordariaceae. The record is from RefSeq and is a predicted model, not a curated record.